Messenger RNA from Pristis pectinata (smalltooth sawfish), 1070 nucleotides. RefSeq names its product RWD domain containing 1 (gene rwdd1). Gene Ontology annotation, biological process: cytoplasmic translation. Bases 167 to 886 code for a protein of 239 amino acids. The record is from RefSeq and is a predicted model, not a curated record. The transcript is spliced from 7 exons. Lineage: Eukaryota; Metazoa; Chordata; Chondrichthyes; Rhinopristiformes; Pristidae. Gene Ontology annotation, molecular function: protein binding.
CUCAGCCUGGGUGCCAGCAAAUCGAUGGCGAAAAGAUCGUUCGGAGCGGGUCACGUGGCCGUGUGGCCGGCGAGUCAAUCGAUCGAUCAAUCGAGCAGGAGCUGGGUACGGGGGCUGGUUUGUCUGACGGGGCGCUUCUCUCAAUGGCCUUGUUCGACCACGCAAGAUGACUGAUUACGGCGAGGAGCAGCGCAAUGAGCUGGAGGCACUGGAGUCCAUUUACCCGGACUCAUUCACAGUGGUGUUGGAGAAUCCUGCAAGUUUUACCAUAAGGGUAACAUCUGAAACAGGUGAAAAUGAAGAAGCUGUUGAAGCAACCCUCCAAUUCACGUAUGUGGAAAAAUAUCCAGAUGACCCUCCAAAAUUUGAAAUUGCCACACAUGAGAACCUUCAGAAGUCUGAUAUUGCAGAUAUAAUGUCACUAUUAAAUGAGCAGGCACAAGAAAACAUUGGGAUGGUAAUGAUAUUUACUUUAGUGACAGCUGUUCAAGAAAAAUUAAACGAAAUUGUUGAUCAAAUAAAAUCUCAUAAAGAAAUGGAGAAGUUAUUAAAAGAAAAAGAAGCAGAAGAAAUUGAAAAGGCUAUUUUCCAUGGCACACCUGUAACAAUUGAGAAUUUCUUGUCAUGGAAAGCAAGAUUUGAUGCAGAGUUAGCUGAAAUAAGAAAAAAACAAAAGGAAGAGGAGCAGGCUGGAAAAGUUAAACUGACAGGAAAGCAACUAUUUGAAACUGAUCAUAACCUUGAUACAUCUGACAUUCAGUUCUUGGAAGAAGGUAACAAUGUGGAAGUUGAUGAAUCCCUUUUCCAAGAUAUGGAUGAUUUAGAAUUAGAUGAUGAUGAUGAUGACCCAGAUUAUAAUCCUGAUUUAGGGAGCGAUGACGACUGAAUUCAAAGAAAUGAUAUAACUGCCAGGAUUUAAAUACGUGAAUGAAUGAGAUUUAAGUCACAGUAUCUGUGACUACUUGUAUUGCAAUUAGCAAGCAGUGGAAAAAAUACAAGUUUUUUUUAAUCUAAUACCCAUUUCUGUAUGCCUUUAUCACUGUGUUCAAUAAAUUUACUCCCAAAGUGAA